AUGUUCAAGCAAAGCUGGCGAGGACAGAUGACGUUCAAUGUUGCGGCUGUCAUCGGACCUCGCCUUGCGCUCAAGCUUCCUCUUCGAGCUGUAAAGACGAUGGGAGCUGUUAUGAAGCCGGUGCACGAUAUGUCAGCUGACAUUGUCGCCCAGCAUACAGAAGGGUCGGCAAGAUUGGAUCAAGAAAGUCUGGUUGACCAGACGGUCCACAUGCUUGCUGCGGCGACCGAGACAUCUGCCGGCACCCUAUCCUGGGCCGUACAUUUACUUUCUCGGUACCCAGACUGGCAAAACAAGAUUCGAGAAGAGGUUCGUCGACGAUUACCCUCUCCGAGAUGCAUGAAUCUCGAGGAAUGCUCUUCAGCAGUACAAAGAUCGGACUUUCAGGACAUGGUCCAUCUGAACGCCUUUGUCAAGGAAGUUCUUCGCUUUCACUCCGUCAACACACUCUUGUGGCGCGAAUGCAUAGAGCCAGCAACUAUUGCUAGCGAAACCAUUCAACCGGGAACUAUCCGCUGGAUCGACGACUCGCAAGGUGGUUCAAGGAAUGAAGCUGCCUGGUUGAUCUUUGGGUCCGGGCCAAGGGGAUGCAUUGGCGAGCAGUAUGCUUAUGCUCAGAUCCAAGCCAUUAUCGCCACGCUUGUUGGCCGAUACGAUAUGUCACCACUUAAUGCAGCAGUGGGUACUGAUGAAGGGCACGAGCUGGGCGAUGAUGCUGCUUUGACCUUGUCUAAGGUCAUGGAUGGGUGGAAGCUGAAGUUUCGAGAAGUGCCUAGGUAG
This is a messenger RNA of Pseudocercospora fijiensis CIRAD86, 780 nucleotides long. RefSeq lists its product as uncharacterized. The record is from RefSeq and is a predicted model, not a curated record. Lineage: Eukaryota; Fungi; Ascomycota; Dothideomycetes; Mycosphaerellales; Mycosphaerellaceae. The coding region runs from base 1 to 780 and encodes 259 amino acids. The transcript is spliced from 3 exons. Gene Ontology annotation, molecular function: iron ion binding; monooxygenase activity; oxidoreductase activity, acting on paired donors, with incorporation or reduction of molecular oxygen.